Molecule: messenger RNA, 3285 nt
Organism: Oncorhynchus mykiss (rainbow trout)
Lineage: Eukaryota; Metazoa; Chordata; Actinopteri; Salmoniformes; Salmonidae
Product: elongin-A
Biological process (GO): transcription elongation by RNA polymerase II
Cellular component (GO): elongin complex; nucleus
Molecular function (GO): protein binding
Source: RefSeq, a predicted model, not a curated record
GCUGUCUGUGUGGGUGGACCAUUUCAGUUUGUCCGUGAUGUGUACGCCGAGGAACUUAAAACCUUCCACCUUCUCUACGAAUAAUUGUUUGGCCGAAAUGAUUUGAUAUUGAGAUGAAAACGGCUGCAUUGGCUCUUUAAUCCUCAAAGAGGUGUCUGGUUAAUACUUUGUCAGCUGUUUUAUUACGUAGUUCCGCCAAUCUCCAAGUCAACAGUAGGCUGAGUGAAGCUGUGGAGAGGAUGGCACUGACCCUAUUCUGCUGUAAUGAAGCAGCUUCCGGGCACAGGGCACCAGCAGUAAACAUGGCGGAGGAGCUGUUGGAAGCGGUGGAGAGACUUCAGUCUCGGCUCUGCGAGAAUUUAGAGCCUCGCAAGCUCCAGAAGACCCUCAAACGGCUGGGGGAGCUGCCUAUGACUGUGGAUAUCCUUGUGGAAACUGGAGUAGGAAAAACUGUGAAUUCGUUCCGGAAACAUGAUCUUGCUGGAGAUCUUGCGAAGAGCCUUGUGGCCAAGUGGAAGAAACUGGUUCCCACCCCGUCUGCUGAAAGACCCGGCAACGCCAAGGACGUACGGACACAUGCGCACCCUCACAGCUCUGAGGGAAGGGACGUAAGCCACAAACGUGUCCGGGAACUAUCCCCAGAGGAGCCUCCUCAUGUAGAGGAGGAGGAUGAAGAGGAGGAGAUGAUGAUAGAGGAGGAAGAGGAAAGAGGCUACCGCACCAACUACUCCCCCUCCCCCCCUCAGCACCACUACAGCCCCCCACAGCUCAGCCACGGUGGCCAACGAGUGGGAUACCAGUCUGAGGGCUACGAGAGCCCCAUGGAGGAAGAGCCAGAGCCCGCGCCCAGCCUCCUUCACAAAGAGGUCCGACACACCAAACCACACAAAGAGCCUGGCAGGGAGCAUCACGGUUCCCACGGCGACCGGGACGAGGAGAGGCGGCGACGUCAUGUCCAGGCGGGCGGUGGUGGCGGUGGCGAAGGGAAGAAGCGCAGCGCGGAGAGGGAACCGCAGCACACUGGCAAGGCCUCCAAGCACAGUCGGCACUCCACCCCGCACGAGAGUAAGAGGGACAAGAGAGGUGGAAGUGAUGGGAGGUCACGUGAGCCUAGGGACUCCCCUGUAUUAGUCCAAGUGACUGAGGAGCAGGCAGAAGAGGCAUUUGAUACCCCCACCAUGUCGUUUGAAUCCUUCCUCACAUAUGACGCCCCUACGCCCACUAAGAAGAAGAAGAAGCCCGGCAGCAGCAGUCGGCCCUCCUCCCACCACCACACACCUCCUCGUCCGCCUGUCCUGCCCUCGCCUGCUGCUCCUUCCUCCUCCAAGGAGUCCAAGCCCAGCAAGGCCAACGGGAGCCGCAGUAAAAGGGCUGAUCCAGCCCAGAACCCGACAGCAACGACUCCGGUGCCUGAGAAACGCCGGAAGGUGGUCGAGGUUGUGUCCACGCUUCCUGAUAUCUCUCUGCCAGCCAUCCAGCCUUUCUACAGACCUCUGCCUUCCAUUGAUCUCACACCGUUGUCUCCUCAGCGGCGUAAAGGUCCUGUGUCAAAUGACGCCGAGGAGGACACCGGCUUCACUGGGAGACGCUUUAACUCUAAAAUGACGGUCUACUCGGGUUCAAAGACGUCCUAUCUGCCCAAGAUGAUGAGUCUGUACGAGCAGUGCAUCCGGGUGCUUCAAAACAACAUUGACUCAAUUGAUGAGGUGGGAGGUGUGCCAUUUGAGAUUCUGGAACCAGUACUAGAGCGAUGCACCCCAGAACAGCUUUACCGCAUUGAGCAGUGCAAUCAGUGUUUUAUGGAGGACUCUGAUGAGCUUUGGCAUCGCCACUGCCAGCGGGACUUCAAGCGUGAGACGCCCCAGGAGUACGAGUCGUGGCGGGAGAUGUACCUGCGGAAGCACGACGAGCGGGAGGAGCGCCUUCGCAAGCUCACCCAGAACAUCAGUUCGGCCCAUGCCAACAAGCCCAAAGGUCGACAGGUUAAAAUGGCAUUUGUGAACUCUGUCGCCAAACCUCCGCGUGAUGUCCGCCGGCGACAGGAGAAGUUUGGCACCACAAGCACCUCCACUGCCAGCUCCACCGCAGCUGCAGCUCCGAUCAAAAUAAGGCCAGCCUUGUCGUAUAGCUCUCACUCGGAUGAGCCCAGCCACUCCUCCUCUCACGACAGUCCCCCUGAGACCUCUCGCUCCUCAGGCCCCAGCGUUGGCCCCAGCGCCAGAGACAACAAACCACAGGUCAAAAAAAUCGCCCCCAUGAUGGCCAAAACUAUCAAAGCUUUCAAGAACAGAUUCUCCCGCCGAUAGAGCUAGAGAGAGAUGAAUGUAUGACGUGAUUGAGAGGAGAGGAAGAGAUUGUAGGAGCUAAGAUCUUUUUAAUUCAAUGAAUUAUGGGUAAUCUACAAAUGCCCACCAGACAUGUGCACACACAUACAGUCGUGGCCAAAAGUUUUGAAAAUGAAUAUACAUUUUCAAAGUUUGCUGCUUCAGUGUCUUUAGAUAUUUUUGUCAGAUGUUACUAUGGAAUACUGAAGUAUAAUUACAAUAAUUUCAUAAGUGUCAAAGGCUUUUAUUGACAAUUACAUGAAGUUGAUGCAAUGAGUCAAUAUUUGAAGUGAUGAGCCUUCUUUUUCAAGACCUCUGCAAUCUGCCCUGGCAUGCUGUCAAUUAUCUUCUGGGACACAUCCUGACUGAUGGCAGCCCAUUCUUGCAUAAUCAAUGCUUGGAGUUUGUCAGAAUUUGUGGGGUUUUGUUUGUCCACCCGCCUCUUUAGGAUUGACCACAAGUUCUCAAUGGGAUUAAUAAGGUCUGGGGAGUUUCCUGGCCAUGGACCCAAAGUAUCGGUUUUGUUCCCUGGGCCACUUAGUUAUCACUUUUACCUUAUGGCAAGGUGCUCCAUCAUGCUGGAAAAGGCAUUGUUCAUCACCAAACUGCUCCUUGAUGGUUGGGAGAAGUUGCUCUCAGAGGAUGUGUUGGUACCAUUCUUUAUUCAUGGCUAUGUUCUUAGGCAAAAUUGUGAGUGAGCCCACUCCCUUGGUUGAGAAGCAUCCCCACACAUGAAUGGUCUCAGGAUGCUUUACUGUUGGCAUGACACAGGACUGAUGGUAGCGCUCACCUUGUCUUCUCCAGACAAGCUUUUUUGGGAUGCCCCAAAAAAUCGAAAAGGGGAUUCAUCAGAGAAAAUGACUUUGCCUCAGUCCUCAGCAGUCCAAUCCCUGUACCUUUUGCAGAAUAUCAGUCUGUUCCUGAUGUUUUUCCUGGAGAGAAGUGGCUUCUUUGCUGCCUU